Dentiscutata erythropus is the source of this 510-nucleotide messenger RNA. Lineage: Eukaryota; Fungi; Glomeromycota; Glomeromycetes; Diversisporales; Gigasporaceae. The record is from the annotation of a GenBank genome assembly.
UUGGUGUCACUUUUUCAAGUUCUUGCUUUAGAUUCUUUAGAGUUAUUAUGUGUCGUUGUUUCUGGUUCUUUAGAGUCUUCGUAUGUCGCUUUUUCUGAUUCUCAAAAUGAUAUACUAGGAACUUUAGAUUCUUUAUUGAAUUCAUUGAAAAUGAUGCUUAUAAUUAGAACCAAUAAUUGUAAACUUCUUACAAUUCAUAUUUAUAAUGAUGCAAUUUGUAAACAAAAAGAUGAAAGAUCAACAAAAAAUAUUCAAAUUAUUAAUAUUGAAGAAUAUAGAUUAAAAUCAACAACAGAUUAUAUUAAAGCACUUUCAAUAAUAACACAAAUACCAUCAUUAUAUAAAUAUUUAGAUCAAAAUAUUUUACCAGUUGUAGCAUAUUGGCCAGGACAAUUAUAUAUUCGAAAAGCUAUUACUUUAUUACAAAAAGAAUUAGAUUUUCAAAAAAAAAUAAUCCAAAUUAUCGAAUUACUAUUUCAACAAAUAUUAAAAAUUUUAUUCCAAUUUUAG